This is a messenger RNA of Aspergillus vadensis CBS 113365, 1968 nucleotides long. RefSeq lists its product as uncharacterized. The record is from RefSeq and is a predicted model, not a curated record. Bases 1 to 1968 code for a protein of 655 amino acids. The transcript is spliced from 2 exons. Lineage: Eukaryota; Fungi; Ascomycota; Eurotiomycetes; Eurotiales; Aspergillaceae.
AUGCAACUUCGCAACAGCAUUCGCCCACCAGAGCGCUUCAAUCAAGACCAGUUCUACAGCCCAUGUACACAAAGAUCUUUACGUGUGCCACAAACCCAAGACUGCAUUCAUAGCACUCCCUUUGAUUCCAACCUACCUCCGGCAGCGUUUCCUACGCUAGAUCAUCCGUCUCCCCCCAGCCUACGCGAUAAAGAAAACGGACGCUGGAAAGGGCAGGAGGCAGAUCUCUCCAAGCGCUCCAGAGAGCAGGAGAAAGAUGACGAAAAUACCGAGAACAAGCGUGUGCGUGGAGCAGCUACAGUCGUACAGACCAGACCUCCAGCAUCAAGCCAAAAUUGUUUCUUAAGCAACGGGGACUUUAACCCGGUCUACAGGAGAAAUAUGACUAUUCUUGCUAAUGUUGGUCGGGAGUCGUCGAUCGAGAGAUAUCUAAUGGACAGCGACAUGGAUGAAGCCAUGACGGAUGCCCCUGACGAGGAGAAUAUAGAGACUCCUUCAGCGGCACCCCCAGUCCGUCUUUGUAAAUGGAGCGACCUUUCCCCACGAAUUCAAGUCGAGAUCAUUGACAAUAUGCUCCAAGAAUUUGACUGGCCAACCAUAUGCCAUUUACUGGGGCUGACGGUAGAGGAGCGUGAGGAGACCCAACAGAAUAUUCGCCAACGAAAUCGGCAAGCUAAGCAGGAAGAUAUACAGUUGGAAGAUAUGAGAGAAAGGCAACUGAGGGCACUCCUGCGAGUCGACAAUACCAAAAGUGGACAUAACCGCGUUCCACACCAAGGUAUCUUCAGCAGGAUAUCUCGUCAAGUUUCCGGGAACUUACAGAAUCAGAUCGACUCGGACAGUUCAAUAUGCCAGGCAAGUGAGCUGCUAGAUGCCAAAUGGUUUCUGCGCACGCGUGGACUCGACUGCAAGUAUAUAGGAGAAUGGGGUAAUGGUACGUCUGCUUGGCAGGCACUUGAAGACCAUGACAUUGAGCCGUGUCUCGAUGGUGACCAGAGGACCCAGCAGCGCCUUGUGGAUAGUGCAGAAUUUGAUGCAGGUCUCUCAGCACAAGGGGAUCAAAAUGUUACUGUGCCUGACCCGGAUGAUAAUUGCACGAUACAGGCGUAUGAAAUGGCCAAAUACUGCCCUAACUCUGAAAGGAACAAGUAUCUACACAAAUUCCGUUUCAACAAGCCCAGGCAAUGCAACAAAGAUUCUCAACCCAGACACAAGGUAGUGUAUUAUGACCCCCGGGGGAGUGAGCCCUGUCGCCUGAGCAUUGGCGCGGAAAAAGCUGCUCAUGUUUGCGAUACGAGAUGGAGAAUGCCCAAGCUGGUAUCAAGACCCUGGGAGAUGCCUCUGACGAGUCUCUCCAUCAAUGGGCCACGGCCAAUUCUUGGAACAUUUUAUAAUACCCACAGCAACAAACUCGACGCAAGAAGGCCCCAGAAUGCAGCCUUUGUUCCUGCGACCGGGCUUCCUUAUGGAAACAUGACUGACAGGCGUGCAGCCCAAACCGCCUUUUCAUCGAGGCCUGACCCACGACACGAAAGUUCAGCAUCAGAAGUACGCAAAGAAAAUCUAACCAGGUCAAGCAGUGGCAGCACGUACGCUACCUUAUCUGAAACAGGAAAAGCUUCAAGCCCCGUUAUCUGGACCCCCAAAGCCACCCCAAAUACAGCAGUAUCGACCACAAGUCCAGACUGUCUUCCCGCAGACGAGAACAAACAAUCACCGCAUGUAACCAGUGCACCACAGUUCCCACCGGAAGCAAGGAAGGUCCUCAGAGAAUCAGCCGAACAGAAUUCUGGUCACGAAGUGCUAAUUGAAGGCCCGAGGCCGGGAAGCCCCCUGAAACGUCCAGUUGAAUCAUUAGUCUCCAAAGAGAACAAAGUGUAUGCAUCUAAGAUGCUGAGCGACGGAGAUGACAGCAGUGAGGAUAGCCAUGACAACGACUAUGAUGAGGUGGUACUUCUACCUGUAUAG